AUGGCGCCAACAACGACGCUCAAGACGAAGCCGGCGGUGAAGAAGAGACCUAAGCCAGAGAGCGAUGAUGACGACGACGACAUGUUUAGGGAUGGAGAGAGUGACCUGUCGCACACUCCUCCCAGCUCAAAGAAGCAGAAGAAGGCACCUGCUGCAAAGAAAUCUAGCGGGAAGCCUCUGGCCGAGAUUGAAAACGACAGUUUCAUGCACGUCGAUGGCCCUUCGGAGCCGAAGCAGAAGAAGUCGGCAACGGAGACCUACCAGAAGCUCACUCAACUUGAGCAUAUCCUCAAGCGUCCCGAUACGUACAUCGGCUCGGUUGAACGCAUCGAGCAACAGAUGUGGGUGUUCGACAAGGAGACAAACUUGAUGGCCAACCGAAAGAUCUCCUUCGUGCCCGGUCUGUACAAGAUCUUCGACGAAAUCUUGGUCAACGCGGCCGACAACAAGCAGCGUGACUCUACGAUGAGCUACAUCAAAGUCACCAUCAAUCGAGAGGCCGGAGAGAUCACCGUCGAGAAUGACGGAAAGGGCAUUCCGGUGGAAAUUCAUCAGAAGGAGAAGAUAUAUAUCCCGGAGAUGGUCUUCGGUCAUCUCCUCACUGGCUCCAAUUACGACGACAACGAAAAGAAGACUGUUGGUGGUCGUAACGGUUACGGUGCCAAGCUCUGUAACGUUUUCAGUACUGAGUUCAGCGUCGAGACCCAGGAUUCCUCGAAUGGAAAGCGUUAUAAACAGGUUUGGACAGACAAUAUGAGCAAAGUCGGCAAACCUAAAAUCACUUCAAACAAGUCUAAGGACUUUGUUAGGGUGUACUUCAAGGCCGACUUCAACAGAUUUGGCAUGCCAGAUGGCAUCGACGAUGACCUCGAGUCACUCAUCAUCCGCAGAGUCUAUGAUCUGGCUGGCACAGUCACGGGCGUGAAGGUUCACCUCAACGGCGAACAAUUGAAGACCAAUAACUUCAAGAAAUACUGUGAGAUGUACGCCAAGGCGAUUGCCAAGGAGCGUGGCGAUCAAGGUGAGGGCGAACAGCCCCCUGUCGCGACGGUUCACUUUGAAGACACAAAGGCACACGAACGCUGGCAGAUUGGUUUCACUGUGUCAGAUGGGUCUUUCCAACAGGUAUCAUUCGUAAACUCAAUCGCUACCACAUCUGGCGGCACCCACGUCAACUAUAUCGCAGAUCAGAUCUGCGAGGCGCUGCUGAAGGAUCUCGGGAAGAAGAUGAAGGGUCACAACCUCAAGCUCAAUCAUAUACGUAAUCACAUUUUCAUCUUCGUCAACUGCUUGGUUGAUAACCCAGCCUUCACGUCUCAGACCAAGGAGCAGUUGACAACCAAGAAGAGCGCAUUUGGAAGCAAGUGCGAGCUGACGGAUGCCUUCAUCAAGAAGAUCCGGUCGACUGAUGCUAUCGAAAACAUCAUUCAUUUCGCCGAGAAGAAGGCAGACAAGAUGAUGGCAAAGAGUGAUGGAAACAAGCGCUCUCGUAUAAGCAACGACAAGCUUGUCGAUGCCAACUUGGCAGGGACAAGAUAUGGUCAUGAGUGUACCCUCAUUCUCACUGAAGGUGACUCCGCCAGGGCUUUGGCUGUGGCGGGUCGUGCUGUCCUUGAUCCUGAUCGAAUCGGUGUCUUCCCCCUUCGAGGAAAGAUGUUGAAUGUUCGUGAUGCAUCACUCGACCAGAUUACCAAAAACAAGGAAAUCCAGAACAUCAAGCAGUUCCUGGGUCUGAAGCACAAGCAGGUGUACACCGACACCAAGGGCCUCAGAUACGGUCAUCUGAUGAUCAUGGCUGAUCAGGAUCAUGACGGUAGUCAUAUCAAGGGUCUUCUCAUCAAUUUCCUCCAAGUCCAAUUUCCAUCCCUUCUUCAGAUCCCAGAUUUCUUCCGAGAAUUCAUCACUCCUGUUGUGAAGGUCUGGCAGGGCUCUAAUCCGAAGAAGCCUCAGAAGCUGAAGUCAUUUUUCACUCUACCUCAAUACGAGGAGUGGAAGGAGGCACACAACAGUGAAAUUAAGCGAUGGCAUUACAAGUACUUCAAGGGACUGGGAACUAGUUCCAACGAAGAUGCCCAAGUCUACUUCACUAAUCUCGAUGAACACUUGAAGGAAUUCGAUGUCAUGAGGCCCGACGAGGCAGACCUCUUCGAUCUCGCCUUCUCCAAGAAGAAGGCUGAUGCCAGAAAAGAGUGGCUAGGAAAUUUCAUCCCUGGAACCUUCCUUGAUCAUUCCACAAAACAAAUCACAUAUACGGAUUUCGUCAACAGGGAGCUCAUCCUUUUCAGCAUGGCUGACAACAUGCGCUCAAUUCCGUCAGUAAUUGAUGGUCUGAAGCCUGGUCAACGAAAAGUCAUCUACGCGUGCUUCAAGCGCAACUUGGUAAAGGAUCAAAAGGUUGUUGAGUUGGCUGGUUAUGUUUCCGGAGAAACGUCCUACCACCACGGUGAAGCUUCUCUGCAACAAACCAUCAUUGGCCUGGCGCAAAACUUUGUUGGGUCUAACAACGUCACUUGCCUUGAACCUAGUGGUAACUUCGGUUCUCGUCUUCAAGGUGGUUCUGAUGCCGCCAGUGCUCGAUACAUCUAUACUCGCCUAUCUCCUUUCGCGCGUCGCAUCUUUUCAUCCUUGGACGAGCCGAACUUGGAAGCUCAGUAUGAAGAUGGAAAGAUGAUCGAGCCAAAGAUAUACGUGCCUGUGAUUCCAAUGGUUCUUGUCAAUGGAGCAGAUGGUAUUGGCACUGGCUGGAGCACAUCUAUCCCUAAUUACCACCCCGAGGAUAUUGUGCGAAAUCUGAAGAGACGCAUGGGCAGACUCGUGGAUGGCGAUGAUGAGGAGAAGCCCUUUGAGACUAUGACGCCCUGGUGGCGAGGCUGGAAGGGUACAGCUGAGCCUGAUGGGACGGGCAAGUUUAAGUUCAAUGGUAUUGCUUUCCAGGAUGACAAAAACCCCAAUGAAGUUAUCAUCACUGAGCUUCCCAUCCGCAUGUGGACUGAUGACUUCAAAUCGAGACUCGAGGAGAUUAUUCGCGCCGAAAAGUCGCCAUCUUUCAUCAAGGAUUACAAGGAGUUCAACGACCAUAAAAAUGUCCAUUUUGUCAUCCAGAUGGAAGAGAAGCACAUGAAAGCUGCGCUUGACGAGGGAUUGCUUGACCGCUUCAAGCUCAACAAGGCUAUCAAUACGACCAACCUUGUUGCGUUUGACACCAACGGUCAAAUUCGGAAGUAUGAGAAGGUGGAGGAUAUCCUCGAGGAAUACUACGUAUACCGUAUGGAUUACUAUACUCAGCGAAAGGCCCACUGGCUUAAGGUAUAUCAUGCUGAUUAUAGAAAAUUGAAGAAUCAAGCUCGCUUCAUCGAGGAGAUUAUCGACAACAAGCUUAUAGUCUCCAAGAAGAAGAAAGCUGUGUUGGUCCAAGAGCUUCGAGAUAGGAAAUACGAGGCGUUCCCCAAGGGCGAAGAUGCCAAGAAAGCACGCUCAACGGACGAGGACCUCGAUCAAGAUGAAGCUGACGCCGAGGAAAUCGAAAAUGAUGGUGGAACGCGAGACUACGAUUAUCUCCUCUCGAUGCCGAUUUGGGCGUUGACCAUGGAGCGCCUGGAACGUCUGAAGAAGCAGAUCGCAGCGAAGAAGGCCGAGCAUGAUGACCUCGAAUGCCUUAGCGAGAAGGAUCUUUGGUGCAACGAUCUAGAUGCCUUCCUUGCUGAAUGGCACACCCAGGUUGCAUUGGAUGCCGAGAUUCAGACCAGUAUCCGCCGGAUGGGACGUCGCGUCUCCAAGAAGAUUGGUGCCGGCAAGGGACGUCGCGCCCGAGACGAUGAUGACUACAACCCUACCAAGCCCAAGGCCACUGCCAAAGCUGCCAAGGCUGUCGUCAAGGUCGAGCCAAAGGCUCAUGAGCGCUUUGCCACCAUAUUUGGAGGCAAGCCCAAAGCUAAGCCCGCAACCAACACAGUUGGCCAUGACGGCGCCUCCGACCCACCAGAGCCGGCAUCAGACUUCUCUGACGAUGACUACGCCGCUCUCAGCAAGAAGCCCGCUAAAAAGCCUUCUCCAGCAGAAUCUGUCUCAGACGUACCUGCAGCGCCAGCAGCCGAAGAUGCCGGCAACGGACGUACAAAGCGUGCUGCCGCAUCGAAAGCGAAGACUUGGGUCAUGGACGACGACGACUCUGAGAGUGAUGAUGACGACAAGAUGCUUGGUGAUGUCGGUGCUAUGGUUCGAGGCAUCGGAGAGCCAGCGACGAAUACAGCCAACGGCAGACUUAGUUUGUUUGCCAUGUCACGCCCCGAAUCCAGUCAUGGAAACGCGGCGGCCAAUGGUUUGUCAAGGGGCCUAAAGCCUAAGCCUUCCCGGACAUUUGACUUUGACAGCCAUGACGAUACAAACUACGAGAUGCUUGCUCGUUCAUCGCCGGCCAAGAGUCCAAAGAAGGACGACGUGGACAGCUUCCUGUCUGACGAUGAUCUUCCGGUAGUGACCAAGGUUACCAAGACUGCAAAGGCAUCAUCCUCCUCUGCCGCCAUCUCAAAGGCACCGCUUAGCGUCGUCCCUGCUGCAAAGAAGGGACGUGGCCGACCUGCGGGUACGAAGAAUAAGACUAAGACUGCAGAGCCAGUCAAGUCUAAGCCUGCGCACCUGUCUCCUGCCGCCAAGGCGUACGCGGCGAAGAAGGCCUCCAAGCCAAAGAAGACUUUCUUCAGCGAUGACGAGGAUGACGAUGAUGUUGCCAUGGAAGAGCCGCCUUCACCUGUCGUGCCCAAGGCCAGGGGACGACCGGCUCGUGCUGCUACAGUGACCAAGGCUAAGCCAAUCUACAUUGACGACGAUGAGGAAGACUCUUUGGUGAUGGAUGACAACGAUGACGAAGAGAGUGAUGUCUACGCCAUGGAUGACAGUGACUAG
Phaeoacremonium minimum UCRPA7 is the source of this 4902-nucleotide messenger RNA. Its product is annotated as putative dna topoisomerase 2 protein. Lineage: Eukaryota; Fungi; Ascomycota; Sordariomycetes; Togniniales; Togniniaceae. Gene Ontology annotation, cellular component: nucleus. The transcript is spliced from 3 exons. The coding region runs from base 1 to 4902 and encodes 1633 amino acids. The record is from RefSeq and is a predicted model, not a curated record. Gene Ontology annotation, molecular function: ATP binding; DNA binding; DNA topoisomerase type II (double strand cut, ATP-hydrolyzing) activity. Gene Ontology annotation, biological process: resolution of meiotic recombination intermediates; DNA topological change; sister chromatid segregation.